UGCUGUCUUGCUGCUGCCUGAAAAUAGCAACAAAAAAAGAGAGGGCGGGAUCGUUGCAAACCAGGUUAGGGAGGCAAGGAACCAGAUUCCGACCCCGCAGAUUAGUAAGAGACAUAAGACCAUACUGCAAUAGCAGAAGCAUCUUGGAAGUCCUAGGGAUAAAAACCAUAAUCGCUAUAAUUUCAGUACAGGAAGGCAAUAAUCAUAUGGUCAUUGGGAGGCCUUUUUAAAUACAAAAAGUGAGCUAGGAAUCCCAACUCCAUGCGCCAUGCAUGUGGGUGUGCAGCAUGAUCGAGAACAUGCAUUUGUUUUCAGCUGCCAGUUUUAAAUGCAAGGGACAGUGGAGGGUUUGCCAGGGGGAAAAGUCGAGGAAAACUUUUUGACAUCCUCAAUAUUCCUGAGCUUGAAUGCAACUUGAAUGCUGCUGUGAGAUUUAUAUUUAAGCAUAGGGGAUUGCUGCCGAAAUUGUACCAUCAGGGCUUUGGGGAAAGCCACGAUGACCCCUUCAACCACUCGUUAUUUAAUCUUUUUUCAGUACUAUGGGACUAAAUAUUGUGGCGUGAUGGCCGUUCCCCCUCACCAGGCUGUGCUGGGAGUGCAGAAUUACCUAGAGAAAGCGGCAGAGAAACUCCGACCCGUCACGCCAAUCAAAUUUGUCGUCUCCAGCCGGACGGAUUCAGGGGUGCAUGCGCUAUGCAAUACGGCCCACAUCGAUAUCGAGAAGAAACCUGGGCGUCCUCCUUUCCCUGAAAACAUCCUUGCCAAGUCUCUUAACAGCUUCCUCAAGGGUGAGCCAAUCCGCAUCCUGGGUGCCAGCUGUGUUCCUGACACCUUCCACGCCCGCUUCUCGGCCCUGUCGAGGACCUAUGUCUACCGGUUGGCAACAGGCUGUUCCCACCCAUCUGAGAUGCCAGUCUUCGAACAGAAUCUGUGCUGGGGGACGUGUAGAGGCCACUUGAAUUUCUCGGCCAUGCAGGAGGCAGCGACAUUCCUGCUGGGUACCCACGAUUUCAGUACAUUCCGUUCGGCAAGCGCAGAACUACCCGUGAGAAGCCCGGUCAGGACCCUGACACGGGCCGAGGUCAGACCCUCUUCUGGAUUCCUCUUGCGUGACAGCCAGGACAGUGAGCUGAGGUUCUGGGAGUUGGAAUUUCAAGGCCGGUCGUUUCUCUACAGACAGGUGCGGCGAAUGGUCGGUGUUCUAGUGGCUGUGGGCCAGAACCGUCUGCAGCCCCACCACGUGAAGGACCUCCUGGAGGCCAGGGACUUGAUGGCUUAUCCCCAGAGCACCAUUGCACCAGCACACGGACUCUUCCUCAAGGAAGUGGAAUACUGUGAAGCAGAUUUGGAGACAGGAACAGCAGAGGUAGAAGAAUAAUCUUGGUGGAUGUAUCAUGGAUCCGUGGAAGACUGCUAAUGGGGCUUGGGGGGGAGGGGGUAGUCCAGAAGUGCACUCUAUUUGCCCCAUGGGCAUGUCAGCAUCUCCCCCCCUCCUCAUCUACAGUUUGUUGUUGAUAUAGGCAUGGGUGUGUCUGUGCAAAAUACACCAGAGCUGCUGGGGGAAGACACAGCCCUAAAAUAAGCAAAGAACAAGUCUCGAGCCAUACGCCUGGGCUCUCUAUUUUGUGGACUUCUGGCAGAAUUUGCACCGCAGGGUCGUCCUGAGGAUUCUGAGAUUGAUUUUGUAUGAAACAAGCAGCUAGUCCUUCUGGCCAAAGCAGCGAGUUUGAAAAAAAGGGGUAGAGAACUAGUGCAGGAAAGCGCAGCUCCUCGCUACCUUCCUGGGAUGGCUGUUCAGCUGCUCUUGCACAGCAGUGAAGAGAAGAUCCCAAGAACCAAAAACCCAAGAGGCAGAAGUUCCCAAGAAGCAGAAGUUCUUGCCUCUGGCCCUGAGUUCCAAGCUGGUUUCGCUCAGCUAUCAUCUGCAUUAAAGAUCACAGUACUGAGAUACUUUGCAAGGAUGUUUUUUUGGGGGGAGGUGCAAGAUUGAGUACGUCAAGUACUCCGAGUGUUCCAAAGUACUAGAUGAAUGUUAAAAAUAAAAAAGUUGUACGAAAUAAAAGAGUAGCUUAUUUUGCAA
Messenger RNA from Sphaerodactylus townsendi, 2080 nucleotides. It is a transcript of the gene PUSL1, whose product is annotated as pseudouridine synthase like 1. The record is from RefSeq and is a predicted model, not a curated record. Lineage: Eukaryota; Metazoa; Chordata; Lepidosauria; Squamata; Sphaerodactylidae. The transcript is spliced from 8 exons. Gene Ontology annotation, biological process: tRNA pseudouridine synthesis. The coding region runs from base 497 to 1378 and encodes 293 amino acids. Gene Ontology annotation, molecular function: RNA binding; pseudouridine synthase activity.